GUUACGUUUGGACCAGCGACAGUGUCACAUCACUAUUGUUCUUUUUUCAAAUUUAUGUUUUUUUUUUUACUUUUUAAAUCCAAAUGUGGCGUGCAUUUUGAGACAUACAGCUUGUGAUGGUAACUGUGAAGUGUUGUGUGAAGUUUUAUUAAAAUAGGAUAAAAGUGCUUUUUAUUAGUUUAUUACUUUAUGAAGUGUUUAGGAGUUUUAAAAUGAUGUUAACGGUAGCACGACAGAUCUUACACCAACACUAAUAGGCAUAUACGACUCCUUGCUAGAGCCCAAAAGCCUAAGACCAGAAGCCAGCGCUCUAGAGAAGGCUAAAGACGCAAGAAAUGACCCACCAGUAGACCUCAUGAUCGAAGAACCGCCUAAAGAUCCCGCUAAGAUGGUAGGCAGUGUCAAACUACCCAUAGCAGCAGUCAACAAAAGUUCUCUAUACAAACGGUGCAAUGGUGACAGUGAUACCAGUGAAAAAGUGCAAAGGACGUUUAAAGAUAAAGUAUCAGAGACAUCGACAUUUGAUUAUUUAUCGCCGAACGUGAAAAGGAUGAUCUCAAGUGCAUCAGAGACUACUACGGUAAAGUUUCAAAGGAAAGGGAAUAACGCUAGAAGUUCUACUAGACAACGAUCGAAUAUACCUCUGUUUGGAGCGACUUCCAAACUAACCCAAUCUGGUGUUGAUAUCUUAGAUUCUGUAGAAAUUUACGACCAACCGUGUGGUAUGAAGAGUUUUGGAAAGAAAAUUGAAGAAGAAUCUCCAUCGAAAUUACCUUUAAAGCCUGAUUUUAGAAUAGAUGAACAAACAACAUACGAUGUCCCAACGAAUAAUAGACCGGCGAUUUACGAUGUGCCUGUAGCAAAUAAGACAGCAUUCGAAUCUCUAUCAUUACCGUACAUCGACCAAUCUAUUGAGCUCUCUAUAUCCUCAAACGAUAGAGAAUUCGAUAUAAAACUGUCGUCAAAAGACAACUCUCCUCAAAAACCAGUAAAGACCGAAGUGCCUUCAGAUACAUUCCCAAAUGGAACCAAUAGUUUAAAUAGAAAAGACUUUGUUAGUAAGAGUGAGAGUCCGUCAAAACUAGCUAAAAGUGGUCCUUAUCCUGAAGUAGUAGGGUCAACGGGUAAUUUGAAAACGUUACCAGCGAAAGAUACAUUGCAUCCCCCGCCUAUAGAAGUGACUAGACCGCUCUCUAUGAGUUCCAUUGCGUCUUCUAGUUCGACCUCAAGUAGUGGUGUCCAGAAUAAAGGAGGAGUGAACUCUGCGUAUUUGGCUUCUAUCGAGAGUUUGGAUGAUCAUAGUGAUGCUGAUAUGGCUUCGGCGAACGGUAGCAAUAAUUUUGUGAAUAGUGCGGGUAUUUUGAACAAUAGUGCGACAGAGGAGAGACACACGGAGAUACCACGGCAAUCCUGGAACGAAGUGUCAGGGCUCUCGCAACUGGAACGCGUGUGCGCGGAGAUCGUGCAGACGGAGAACGUCUACGUUGAGGAUCUUCGGCAAGUGGUUGAGGGUUACCUGCAUGAGUGGCGUCGCUUCACGACGUUUUCCGAAGACGAGCUGACAGAGCUUUUCAACAAUAUAGAGGACAUCUACAAUUUCAACCGAUCCCUCUGUGAAGAGCUGAACACCUGCCGCCUUGACGCCACCUGCAUCGCUCGCUGCUUCGUCAACAACACCUCCGGCUUCUCCGUGUACACAUCUUAUUGCACCGGCUACCCCCGCACCAUGGCGCGGCUGGCGGAGCUGGCCGGCCGCAGCCAGAGCGCGCGCGAGUUUAGAGAGCGGCAGCUGGCUUUAGGACACCCGUUGCCGCUGGCAAGCUACUUGCUGAAGCCGGUGCAGAGGAUACUCAAGUACCACCUGUUGCUGCAGAACGUGGUGAAGCAGAGUGCGACUAGGGAGACAGAGUUCGCGUUGAUGCAGAUGACGGGCAUCGCGCAGCACAUCGACGACAUGAAGAGGAGACACGAACACGCAGUCAGAGUACAGGAGAUCCAAUCGCUCCUGUACGGCUGGACUGGACCGGAUCUGACCACGUACGGGGAGCUGUGUGCCGAAGGGACAUUCAGAGUAUUCGGCGCGAAGGCGAUGCGGCAUGCCUUCCUCUUCGACAAAAUGCUGCUCGUGACGAAAAACCGCGAGGACGGAAUCCUCGCGUACAAGUCUCAUAUCAUGUGUAACAACAUGAUGCUGGUGGAAUCUAUCGCGGGCGCACCUCUCUCCUUCCACGUUAUACCGUGGGACGCGCCGCGCGCGCAGCUAACGUUGCAAGCUAGAUCACCGAGGCACAAGCGGGAAUGGACUUUAUUGCUUAAGCGGGUAAUAUUGGAGAACUACAAUGCAGUGAUCCCGUCUCACGCGAGACAACUUGUGAUGGAGCUUGGACAGAACAAAACUGACGAUGACAUGCUGGCAGAAAAGUCUCACAACCUAAUAACGCAAGCUUCUAUGAGGAAACAACUCUCAGCACCAGAAUACCUAGAGAAACGGAAGCUAGAGCGAGAGAGAAGAAAAUCCUUCGAGAACGGAGCGAGAGGCAGAAUGAAGAAGAACAUGAAAUACAGCGUACCUAACAGAAGUACCAGUCAAGACUGUGACUGUGCCCAGGUAUCUUUAGAGAAAGGGACAGACUAUACAUGUGAUACUUGUUACAUAGAUCUCUGCUCUGAUUGCGAAGCAGAAAUGACCAAAAAAGACAAAGAUUGCAGCUGUAACCAUGAUGAUGGUAAAGAAAAAUGCCCCGAAUGUGAUAGAGCAUUACAAUACAUUGAUUCAGGUAGCGCUGAACAUUUAGAAAGAAAACAAUCUGUCUGUAAAUGCUCUGAUUUUAAAUCUUCUCAAGAAAGUUUCGCUAAAGAAUAUAAUGGCUCUUUGAAUAAAAUCAGAGGAUACCAUUCUUCUGAUAAUAUUGUAGGUUACACUGACGCUAAAAGUAAAGAUGAUCUGAGUGACACCAACAAUUCUUUAGUUAAUGUUAGGAAUAUACCUAAAUCUUGUCUAAAAUGCGCGAAGAUUAAAGAAAAUAUUGUAAGUGAUUCAACUAGCACUAUACAUUCAAGGAAAUCUAGGUGUAACGACAAUGACAAACACAAGAUAGACACGUUAAGAUCCAAGUCCAAAGAAGAUCCCCAACGAUCUAAAUUGUCUAAAAUAGGAACUUGGAGACGAAAGUCUGAACCGGGUCUACAACAGAACACAGCUAUCAUGGUCAAGAAAAGCUUAGAUAGUGAUACUGACAGGAACGAAGCGAAAGGUACAGAAAAAAUAGAGUUUGAAUGUCGUAACUGUGGUUCUAAUAAAAUCACAAGGAAGGUAAAGAAUAGUGAAGGAGUCAUAAUAUCAGACCCUGAAGUUGAUGGUAGAAAGGGCAGUAACACCAGUUUGAAACCAACGAUUGAAAUAAAGAUGUAUAACACAAAGAAAGUACCAAAGAAAAUAUCAAAAUUAAAGAAAAACAGAGCAAACGGAUUACGACUAGGGCCUGAUACCACAGCUAAGUUCUAUGCUGAUUUCUCAACGGAUGUGUCCACUGAAAACAUUUUACACAUUUCUGAAUCUACUGACAGUCUGAAUGUUGACAAAUCUAAAGACAGUACACCUAGUUCAGUUGUACCAGAAACUAUUAGCAAAGACGAAGACAUUGACGAAGAAACUUAUAAGAAGUUAAUAGAAAAGACAGAUUCUUUUAAAAAGAACGAACUGGAGAAAGUUAAGUACUUAAACAAACAGAAAGUAAUAAAUGAAGGGUCUGAAACUGAAGAAAAGGUUGAAACAAGAGAAGAUGUUCCGAGUGGUGAAGAUGGGGAGCAACCUUUGGAGCAAAUAAUAUCGCAACUAUUGAUGCAGAAUCGAGAGUUCCAGAAGUUGUUAAAGAAACAACAACUACGAAAUACCGCCCAAAGAAGACACCAGAGACUCCUGAAGUCGCAUUCAAAUCCUGAACAACCAGUAAAUAAACCUAAAUAUUCCAGGCAAGCUUCGGAAAAUUUACUAGUAAAUAAGGAUGAGCCUGAUGAUGUACAAGUACUAAGUCCCCCGAAUGAAGUAAAUGAUGCAUCGGACGAUGAUCAUAUUUACGAGACGUUAAGAGUAGAAAACAGACUUACUGAUGGUUUACAUACAUUAAACUCUAAAAGCAAAUCAAUCCAGCAUACGUCUCACGUUCCUAGACCUAAAAGAAUACCUUCACCGCCAAACCCUCUACCACCUAAAGCAAAACAUGUAGAAUCAGAUUAUGUUUACCUAUCUUUUGACAAACUGAAUAAACUACAAGAUAGUGAAGGCAUCUAUGAUGUACCUGUCAAAUCUCCCGAAAAGGUCAAAACUCAUACAGAAGAAUGUUAUGAGACAAUGGAGCAUGGUGGUCCUGCUAUCGACAAUAGCACUGAAAAUCUUUAUGAUAGCCUAAUGGAAAUAUGUAGAAGAAAGAAAGAGACGCCAAACACACUACCCGGGGAAUACUUGCCAAUGAGUCCCGACCAAAGUCCUAAUACACCUGAGAUCUGGCUUAGUAGACAAAAAGAACAUUUCAACGUAUCAAGAGACAGAAAAUCUGGUUCUUUACCAAGAAGCUUCCAAGUAAUAGCAAAUAACCAAGAAGAAAAUAACCUAAGCUCAUUCAAAUGUAAACCUAACAGUAACAGUAAGACUUAUUUAAACAGAGAUGGAAAGGUUUUGAGUACAGAUAGGCCGUUCACAAUCGCAUCAGACAAAAGUGAAAUUAGUUACGAUGAUGUAGAAAACUACAUGAGUGAAGGAGACAUACUUAAAUUCAACAAAACUACCAACUCCAAUGACAGCGAUUACGUACAAAACAUCAGUCAAUCUACAUUAGAAUUAGAACAAGAAAUAGACAAGUGCUACAAAAAUAAUUUUGAAAAGAAUCUCGACGCUAAUAAAAAUGAAAACUUGCUUACUGUUUCUCAACCAAACUUGAAUGCUUCUACUACGUCAUCGUGCGAAGUAUUACCGUUAGAAAGCAGCGAUGACAAGAAAGAUAUUAACGUAAUUCAUCCAGAACAUAAGAUUUACAAACCAACUAGCAAUAUGCUGUCUCUUAAAAAUGUUUUAAGUCGAUUUAAAAAUAGAUCACCUCCGAAAAAUACUGAAUAUACUGAGAUAAACGCUAACGACCAAAGUAGUCCUGAAAUAAAAUCGGAAACAAAGAGUCCUACAAGUGAAAAGCGACCAGGCUUAAAUCCAAGAAGCUACUCCAAAAACCUUUUACAAAGGUUUAGAAGUAUUAUAGGAGAUGAACACGCUGAUGACAAUCAGAAUAGAAAUGAAACUAAGAAAAACACUGGUGAUAUAAAUAAUUCAGUGAAAACUGAUAUCAAAGUAGUUAUCACAUCAACAGAUGCAAGUCCUACGACAUCUACCAUAGUGUAUUCCGCCAACAAUGACCCUAUGAGUAAAAGUGUCUAUGAACAAACUACUUUGACAGAAAGUCAAAAUGAAAAGAAUAAUUUAGAGACUUUAUCACACAGUUGUGAUAAUAUUCCCCAAAAGCCUGAAGUACACAGACCAAAUUACGAAAAGAGCGUAAGCAUGGUGACUAACAUAUCAAAUGCGUCUUCUCCGUCCAAAUCUAGUAGUAACUCCUAUCAGAGUAUAAAUAAACUACCAAUUUAUAUGCAAGGUAGUAAACAUUUAGGGGCCAGGAUAGCCCAACGCGAGUAUGUAGAUCCCGUUACGUUAAUGAAAGAGAAAUCUGCCUUAAAAAAUGUAAAUGUACUUAUUAAUAAAAAUGCCGUGAGACCUGAUAGUUUAUUUUCAAAUUCAUCAUUCGUAACUACUUCUAGCGAAAGCGCAGAUCACGAAAUAAAGCAAGAAAUUAAAAAGGAUAACAACAAGGAUUCGAAAAAUGCUAAUGCAGACGAGAGUUUCUACGAAAAGUCAUUUGAGAAAAUAGAGCAUGUGAUCGAUGAAGACGUGUACAGAGAUUCAGCUGUCUAUUCCGAUCAAGAAGAAAUCGAAGAAUCUAAAACUGAAUCGUCUGAAGUAAAAUCGGUUAGCAAAACUGUUUCAAGAAUUGAAAGUAUCAAACACAGUUCGUCAUUUAGAGCACAAAGGGUAACCGUAACAUCUAGUGUUUGUAAUACUAAAGCUACAGUAGCAAAGAAAAUCCCUGAAAUUAAUGUUAAACCUAAAACUGAUCAGAAACCUUUAGAUAAAGAUAAGCCGAAAGCACCUCCUGUUCCAAUCAAACCAAAAAUUACGAGUAUCCCUACACCCAUGGCUAAAGCUGUAACAAUAAAUAAAAAUAAUCUAGUAAAAACUCAAGAGCAGUCAUCAUCAGAGUCAGUUAACAUGAAAAUUAUUCGAAGAAAUACUAGUUAUAUUCACAAAACGAAAUCUGAAAAUGUAGAAACAACCGAAGACAAAGUCGAAGUGAAAGUUAAUGAAAAUUCUAAAGAGAUAGAUGGUUCUGGGAUACCUAAGCCAUCAGGUAACAUACAAAUCAAGAGACUAAGUUUUGAAAGAGCCAGUCUCGACUCGGCAACAAGAAAAAUAAAAACAAAUGAAGCUAAAAGAACGUCAGUGGAACCACAGAAAACGUCAAAGAGCGUUCUUGAGAGGCGAAUGGAGAUUGAAAUGAUGUCGAAAAGCUUGGCCAAGCCAAGUCAGAUAGCGCAGAAGCCAGGGACAAAACCGAAACCGAUUUCGACUAAAGUUGCGAGUUUCGAACGAAGUGUAAGCGAAGUUAGAGGCUCUAAAGUUAGUUUUGAAAGAAGUGUCAGUGAGGCUAAAAAAGAUGAAGUUGUUAAUGAGUCUACUGUUUCGAAUGAAGAAAGGGAAGAGAAUAAGGAAGGUAGUGAUGACCCGAAAAGUAGUUGGGUGAAGCAAGUUGUUAAUAAAUUCCAAUGAGCUUAAUUUUUUAACACUAUUAAUGUAUUAGAACUUGAAAAAUACUGAGUAGGUACAUUAGAUUUUUGGAAUGAGUGAUCAUAUUCUCAAAGAAGUAGUAAUUUUUGACGGUGUAUUUGAUUUAAAAAUUACUUUGAUAUACUAAUGUAAAACUGAUUUCAAAUUAUGUAAUAUCAUAAAUGCUUCAAAUGUGACAUUUUAAAAAGCUGCACAAGACGUAAAUAUUUGAAAAAUCCUGAUAAACUGACAGCAAUUUAAAUAUUAUGCUCUCCUUCUAAACGUAAAGAAUUGCAUUUAAAAUCCGUCUGAUUUUGUACACCACUUUUAAAUCCAAUAUACACGUAGACGUAAAUAUAAGCGUAAUUGUUGAUUGUAAAUAUUUUAACUGUCAAACCUCCCUGAGCUUUGAUAUCUUGUGCCAUAGACAAGAGAAGAUAAUUUAGUAUAUAUUUUAUCAUAUUACUCUAUGCACAAAUUAGGGACGCACAAAGAGGCAUGGUCGAAAACUGUGAUGAAAAAUUAAUAAUUUGAAUUUUCAUCUGACGUAUGUAUUCUUUGUGCAUUCCAUAUCUUAUGCUCACUAUGUAAAUAUAAUUGUUAAAAAUGCUUAUUUUGCUAUGUAUUUAUUCAAAAGUGCCAUUGCAAAAGAUAUCUCAUUAGGUGUAUUCACAAAAAUAAUAUUUUCCGUGCAAUUUGAUUAACGAUUUACUUAAAUGUAUUUAUUUUUUUAUAGAUUUAGUUUUUGUUGUAGUUACUAACACCAAAAAGUAGAUUUUGUUUAUAGUAUUAUUUUUACUAAUUUUAUACUAUAUGUUGCUGUUUAUUUUUUAACCUUUGACAUUAGUUUGUUAAUUUAAUUUUCGCGUAUUAGUACAUUGACAUUUUGUUUCAAUAGAAGUAUUUUUAAGACAUUUUCUACUUAAUUUGUCGAGACUGCUAGGAAGGUAAGACUAUAAAUUUAUCAAUUUAACAGGUUUUAACACUUAAAUAAUCAGACAUAUAUGAGCUUCUGAACGGAUGAAAGGUUUUCUUACAGAUUUGUUUUAAUUAAUUACACAAAAUUAUUGACAGUUUAUUUUAAAAUAAACUAGUAUUUUUAUUAUUCUAUAUUGUAAUUUUUUUAUCUUCUAUUAAAGCCAAGUUCAUAUAUUUCUGGUAAAAAUAGUUAAAAUGAACUAACACUACAAUUAAUUGCGUAUUCUAUAAAAUUAAAUAUCACGAAUAUUUUUAUAAAAUGUCAAGUUAUAUCCCAACGAUUUAGACCAAGAGCCAGUAACUCAAAUAAUCACAUUUUUGUAACAUUUUCUACUGACGUUAAGCCUUGCUGGCAAGAAAAGAAAAUGACAAGCAGCUACUGGUUUUAAUUAAAAGGUAUACCAUUGUGUAUUAUAAACGUCAAACAUGAAAUCAUAUCAUAAGGCGUACUCUGAAAUUAAUCUGAAACUAUAUCGUUCUUUUUCGAUUCCCUAGAUGUGGUGAAAAGGAUAGAACGAUAGGAUGAUGUUUGAUGCAAUUUUUAAUGGAAUUGAAUAAUACAUGGAUGGUACCUAUACUACUUACAUGUAAGGUAGCAACGAUUAGAUAAGUAUUACUAAUCUUUACAAUAUCAAGGUAGCCUUUGAUAACAAUAAACAUUUUUUCUUAA
Leguminivora glycinivorella is the source of this 8513-nucleotide messenger RNA. RefSeq lists its product as uncharacterized. The coding region runs from base 356 to 6868 and encodes 2170 amino acids. The transcript has 11 exons. Gene Ontology annotation, biological process: intracellular signal transduction. The record is from RefSeq and is a predicted model, not a curated record. Lineage: Eukaryota; Metazoa; Arthropoda; Insecta; Lepidoptera; Tortricidae. Gene Ontology annotation, molecular function: guanyl-nucleotide exchange factor activity.